AUGACCAAGUUUGCACACGGCCUGCUCGGCUCUGUCGUCCCGCAUCUGAAGGCCUUCGUCUCUAUCACCGGACCUCCAGAACGUGAAGAAAUCAUCAUUGCUCGCCAGCAUGGCGUGCCUCUCGUUGAGCUCUGGCCUACUCUCAGUUCCGCACAGCGUGCAACAGUGAAGAACAACCUCGUAUCGCUGAUUAUUUCGAUGCGCACAAGCGACGAAUGCUUGCGCUACUAUGGCCGUCCAGGCGGGCAGCCGUACAUCACUCAACCUGAAUUUGGACCCAACGACAAACAUGAUGUCUGCCAUACUCGCUCAGAUUGGAACGCGUCACGUGUGCGUGCCCUUCGCUCCUCGGCCUCGGAUGCUGAGAUAGAUGAGGAUCGCAUAAGGGUCCUGGAGCGCGUUCAGUACGAGACAGGCGUCGAGGCAGUGCUUGUAGAACGCUCCACUCUGACACACGGAGACCUUUCCCACCGCAACAUUCUUCUCGAUCCCUCGACUCUCGAAAUAACAGGUUUGAUCGACUGGGAGUCGGGCAAUGUCGCUCCGGCGUAUCUUGAGUAUACCAUGGCACGCUUAUCUGGUGGACAUGAUCCGGAAUGGAGAAGGGAGCUUCUGGAAAUUCUCAGGGACGUUCUGUGUGUCGAGUGCGAGCGCGGGGUCAGACAACGUGGUGAGACCGACAGCUCGCAGGCCACGGCCAAGAGAAGCGAUGAGCUGUUCAGUGAGACACUAGCUGCGUGGAACGCACUCGUCGACGUGGAGCGGCCUGCAAAUGGCUACUCCGAUGAUGGCUAUUGGACCUUUGAGGACGAGGACUCCCUUCCUGUACUGGCAAGCACUUCGACAGAUGACCAUACCACACAUGACAAGGGUUCCGGACGCAUGGCAGAAUUAGCAUAA
Messenger RNA from Lecanosticta acicola, 900 nucleotides. Lineage: Eukaryota; Fungi; Ascomycota; Dothideomycetes; Mycosphaerellales; Mycosphaerellaceae. The record is from the annotation of a GenBank genome assembly.